Messenger RNA from Anopheles cruzii, 1701 nucleotides. RefSeq lists its product as uncharacterized. Gene Ontology annotation, molecular function: long-chain fatty acid-CoA ligase activity. The record is from RefSeq and is a predicted model, not a curated record. NCBI's taxonomy places the organism in Eukaryota, Metazoa, Arthropoda, Insecta, Diptera, Culicidae. The transcript has 3 exons. The coding region runs from base 1 to 1632 and encodes 543 amino acids. Gene Ontology annotation, biological process: long-chain fatty acid metabolic process; fatty-acyl-CoA biosynthetic process.
AUGCAUACGAAAGAGGAUGAUCGCUACGUACUGUACGGUGGACCCGACCCGACUGAUCUCGAUCAUUUCGGAUCGCUCGGGGAAGUCAUUGUAGAAGAGCUGAAGCUGCGACCGACAAAUGUCGGAUUGGUUGAACCGGUAUCUUUGGUAGAACUCACCUACGGCCAGAUAUUAGACCAAUCGGUUCGCUUAGCUUCCGGCCUAUCCAAACUAGGAGUCGGAACAUCGGACAAUGUGGCGAUCGUCAGCCAAAACAGUCUCGAGUAUUGCAUUGCGAUGUUCGGCACCAUUUUCGUCGGAGCUCCGUUGGCAUUGAUCAACCCCGCUUACCUGGAAGGUGAGCUGAAGCAUGCGAUAAGUUUGGCCAAUCCGAAGGUUGUGUUUAUUUCACCGGACGUGCUGGAGAAGCUUAUGAAAGCGAUUCGCGGGCUGCAGCUGACUGGAGUACGCGUGAUACUUUUGGGUGACCAUCCGGCUGCCAAAUCGUACCCGGAGGUAACUCCUUACGCCACCUUGAUAAGCGAAACGGUUGAUGUGUCGCGAUACAAACCUGUGCCAGUGGACAAGGCUGGUCAUGUGGCGCUGAUCGUGCUCUCCUCGGGUACGACCGGCCUGCCGAAAGGGGUAGAGCUAACGCACCAAAGCAUCAUUAGUACCAUUGCGCAAUCGAAAGAAGCUGCAAAAGUACUCGAGUUGCCUGAUCAGUUGGUAGCGCUGGCCGCGACUCCACUGUUCCACGUAGUAGCCGGUGUCGGGAUGCUCAACAUGGUGACCAACAACUGUCGGUGCGUGGUGAUGCCGAGGUUCGAUCCUCACAUGUUUCUAAGCUGUAUCGAACGGUACAAGGUCAAUCUGAUGACGGUGGUUCCGCCGUUGAUGGUGUUUCUGGCCAAACACCCUAUGGUUGAUGACUACGAUCUGUCCUCGCUAUUGAAUCUGAUCUGCGGGGCCGCACCACUGAGUAAGGAUAUUGAAGAGAAGGUCCGGGAGCGCAUUGGGGUGCCAUUUAUACGGCAAGGGUACGGCAUGAGCGAAACGACACUCGGUGUGCUGAUGCAGGACGGGUAUGACAACAAGAUUGGUAGCGUGGGUCGAGUGCGGCUGGGUCAGUGGGUGAAGGUGAUCGAUCCCGAAACGGGCCGCGCUCUCGGUCCAAAUCAACGUGGCGAGCUGUGCUUCAAGGGAUCGCUCAUCAUGAAGGGUUACGUCGGUCUGGAUAAACCGAUCGACGAGGAUGGAUGGUUGCAUACGGGAGAUAUUGGCUACUACGAUGACGAUCAGGAGUUCUUCAUUGUCGAUCGCAUCAAGGAGUUGAUCAAGUACAAAGGCUUUCAGGUACCGCCCGCCGAACUGGAGGCCAUACUGCUGGAGAACCCCAAGAUUAGUGAUGCGGCUGUGAUUGGUGUGCCGGACGAGCGAGCCGGAGAGUUACCACUGGCGUUCGUCGUGCGAGAGUACGGCGAACAGAUAACGGAACGCGAGGUGAUCGAUUUCGUUGCUAGUAGGGUGUCGGAACAGAAGCAGUUGCAUGGCGGAGUACGAUUUGUCGAAGAAAUUCCAAAGACUGCUAGCGGCAAAAUUCUAAGACGAGAGCUUAGGGAAGCAAUCAAAUGUGUAAAGGCAAAGCUGUAAGUUGCAGGGAAUGCUUGUAGUUAAACGGAUCUAGUUUUUCACACAAGGUUGAUGACUUAUUUUGCUUUU